AUGAUGAACCGAUCCUUGGCCUCGCACUUCGCCUUGGCCGCGCUCUUUGGGGCGCUGGUGCAGGGGGAGGACACGUCCAGGCUGCUGGAGGCUCUGGCAGCCGACCUGGACCGGAGGGUGGUGCAGCUGUCCUUCACGGGCUGCCGCGCCUUCCGCGACCUGGAGGCCCAGAUGCUCCUACAGGCGCUGCCGAGGCUGUCGGUUCUUCGGCUGGACCUGGGCUUCACCGCCAUCCAGAAGCUCGAAUUCCCGGAGAUGCCCUCGUUGACGGAGCUGGUGCUGCGCUUCACCGGGUCCAGCCUUCGCGAUGCCUCAGGCUUGUGUGCAGCCCUGACGCCCCGGCUGCAGCUACUGCACCUUUGGUUCGCGAACCUCCCGUCCCUGCAGCAGCUGGGCUCCAUGAGCAGGGCCCUUGCCGCAUUGCGCGUGGAAGAGCUGGUGCUGCACCUCAGCGGCUGCCCCAACGUCCCUCCCGAGACCAAGCAGCAGAUGUACGACGCGGCGCAGCGCCUGAGUCGCCUUCGCUGGCGGCGCCUGGACGCCUGGAUUCACAUCGAGGGCGCAGAGAGGCCCUGGCGAGGCAAGCCGGUGGCCCAGGAGAAUUGUGGGGAGCCAGCCUUUCCGAGCCCACACUCGAAAACUUCGAGUCCCGUGCUGCAAAAUGCGGGAAGCUGCGGGCUGCAGGGCACGGCGCUCGAGGACGCGCUGCCUUUCCCCUGCAGCCACCCGGGCUGCGCCACCUUCCACGAGAACCUCCAGGGCUUCUGCCAGCAGCAUCGCCUGCGCGGCCGUGCCCGGGUGGUCAUGUCCCGUUGCCUCACGGCUUGGCGCUGGCUGGAGCUGAUGCUGCUCUUCUUCGCGCAGGCCGCCGCCGAGAUGGAGAGCCGGGCCGCUCUUCUGGCCAUGCUCCUCUCCAUGUACGCCGUGGCUGUCUGGCCGGUGAUCAGGUCCUUCUCUGAUUCGAAUUCGCCCAGCUCCACAGACUGCUUCGUUGCUGCGCUUUCGGCGGCAGCCUUGGGCAGCUUGGCAUGGACAUGGAGGCAGUUCGAUCGUUUGCAGCGAGUUGCUCGGCAAGUGGCUCUAUCCACGGAAGCCAGCUACUCUGCGGUGCUUGAGGCAAAGCGCGCGGGAGAAGCAGAGGAGGAAGGGGCCGUGCGCCUUCUCGGCCCGUCCACACUGACAGAGGCUGAUGAGGGUCUCGAGAGCUAUGGAAGCGUUUCACUUCAGCAGGCAUCGGCAGAUCUGAGCCACCUCUACUGCGAGGCGAGGCGCCAUUUGCCGCACUUGGAGUCAACGGUGCGUGAGGCUUUGGCCGAUCUUCCGGCUCCCGCCACGCCGGCGAAGAUCCGGCUCUUGACGGACCUCAGAUCGGAAGAUCGGCAGCGGCCGCAGGGGCUGGUGGACCUCCUGAGCUGCGAGGUGAACUGCAAGGACAUGUCGCAGGUGCAGACAGCGCUGGCAGCCCUGAAGGCGCGGCUCGUGCACAAAGAAAGCUGCGGGUACUUUGAGCUGGUUGCCUUGCAUGAUGGCUUCGCCACGCUCAGCAGCCGCAAGUGCUGCCAGGUCGUCGUCUCGCACCAGGGCUAUUUGGCGUCCAUCUUCCUGCUCGACGCAUCCUUGGCUAGGCUUCAGGCUGACAUGACUGACAUGUACCGGCUGGCCGACUCCUUCGGUCUCUUGGACGAGGUGAAGCCGCGGACGUGGGAGACGUCGCGGAGGUUGUGGGAACCCCGGCCACCGCGCUCGGUGAUUGCCGUGACCACCUUUCUGCGAGUCGUGGCUCUGCUGGUCGCGCUCUUCUUCGCGGUCCAGUACUUCGUCCGCUACGCCCCCGCCAGGUGGCGCAAGAAGUUGCCCGGCAUUCUGCUGGAAGCCACGUUUGUGCUGGAUGCCACAGCUUCAGACCGCGAGAGCUGGGGGCAGGCUAUCUUGCUGUCCUUGCCCUACGCCAUUUUGGUGCAGGUCUUUGCCUGGGAGCUGCUUCCCGCCACCGGGAGCAAGAAGCGAGCCAAGCCGACCCAAGUAAUCUACGAGAAGUAUUUCGGAUUAUGCGGAAGCCACUAUGUGCUGAAAGUCUUGGUCCUCCAGUUCGGUUCUGUCUUGCUGCAAGUCUUUGGGAAGCUUCGAUUGCUUGGAGCCCUGGUGACUCUCGCCCAGCACGAGGCUGCGGCCUCUGCAGAGCCCUUCGCCAGAGUUUUCUGGGGCCUCUGCGCCCUCCUCGCCUGGAACUGCGUCUACCCUGCCCUCCUCUUGGUGCUGCCGGACACCAGCUGGCUGCGCGGCGGCGCGGCCUUGAUGGAUGCUGUCAUGGACUUGGCCUCCAUGUUGGGCUACUUGCUCAUGGUCCUCAUGGCUUUGGUGCAGCUGCAGGCAGCAGAAGAGCUCCAAGGGAAUUAUGGCCUUGAUGGCCUGAUGACGUUGGUUACGACCUUGGAUUUCAGCACCCGGGUUCCUCCCGGCUUUGCGUUCCCAACCGGCUUCUGGGGCUACGCGGCGGUGUACGUGAACGUCGCCCACGUCUGCUGCGUUUGCCGGAUGCUGCGGCGCUCCAGCUGGGCAGUUGCCAGCGUGAGGCAAAGCAGACAGAAGGGCCGCAAGGGAUGGAAGUAUCUCGGCGCUGCGGCCUACGCAAGCUGCCUUCUCCUGGUGUUGUCGCUGUUCCUUAUGUCCAAGGACGCUUACCCGGGUCACUCUGGAGACUUCAGGUGCUUCCCUUGCCAUUGCUCGGUUGCUGGUACGAUCCUACGCCUGGAGCGCUGCCCUCUCGCGGAGGUGCUGCAGAUGGAGCAGAUGAGCCUUCACGGCCGAAACAUCACCGACAUUGCUGCGGAAGCUUUUGGACCUCUGGGCCAGCUGCGGCGCCUGUCACUUUCUGGCAAUCCCCUUGUUCGUUUGCCACCAGGCCGCUUUGAAGGACUCCGUUGUUUGCAGUUGUUGGACUUGGGCGACCUGGCAGCCAAGCCCAGUUAA
This is a messenger RNA of Symbiodinium natans, 2970 nucleotides long. Lineage: Eukaryota; Dinophyceae; Suessiales; Symbiodiniaceae. The record is from the annotation of a GenBank genome assembly.